Messenger RNA from Closterium sp. NIES-67, 3250 nucleotides. Lineage: Eukaryota; Viridiplantae; Streptophyta; Zygnematophyceae; Desmidiales; Closteriaceae. The record is from the annotation of a GenBank genome assembly.
UCUCUCUGCUCUCCCUUGCCGACUCUCGAGUUUCCGCACAACAUACCCCUUUCGUUUCUAGGAGUACGAAGGACGAGCGACUUCGUUCUGAUUCUUCAGAAGCUCUCGAAACCAACGUGCCCUGACCUGACCUCUCUCGACAUGACGUCAGCGGCCCGCGUAAUAGAUGCUUCGAUUCUGUCCAUCAAUCUGCCGCGUGUGCCUAGGCACGACCCAGGGCGUGUUCUAAGGCACCGUGGGCUCGAUCCCAGGACUACUCGUCACCGCAUUUCCGUAGCCGCGCGGCUUCCCUCCUCCUCCCCCGGUCAUUCUCGCUCCUCCUGCUUCGUUGACGAGUCUCGGAGAGUUAAGAAUGUCUCGUUUUCGCACGGAUGCUCGGUUUUCUCGUCCAGCUUUAUUCCCGUCGAAAUUGCCGGGAAUGCGAAUGCGGUGGCAUUGCCACGUACCUGCCGGGCUAGCGCAGCGCCGUCCUCGGCGGGACCUUCCUCGGGUAUACCGUCCUCGGUAGCACCUUUCCCAGAAACGCCUUCCUCCGAGGUAGCGCGUAAUAGCACUUCCGGAAAGCCGUCGCGCGGGCAGGCGAAAAAGGGGGCCAAGAAGGGCGGGCAGAAGAAGGAAAAUUAUUACAAGUCGGACGAUAACGAUUUGGAGUUCGGAAGCAUCGAGGAAAUGCAGCGAUGGCUGACGACCAAACCCAAGGGGUUUAUCGACCCGUCGAAACAGUACGAUACUUCCUUAGAGGACCAGCUCUUAGCGGAGAUAGAAGCAAAGGAGCAGCAGAAGGAACUGGAGGCAGCAGCGGGUGGGGGGGAUAAGGCGGGAGCGAAUGCGGGGGAGAAGGCGGGUGAGGGGAAGGGGGAGAAGCAAGGGGAGAAGAAGGGGAGGAGCAAGCAGGCAGGAGAUUUCGAUGGGCCUGUGAAGGGGAAAAAUACCAAAGAGUCGGAGCUUCCGCCUUCCGCCAUCAAAGUCCGCGUGUCCGGGCUGCCCAAGAAGAAAAAGAUCGGCAGAGAUCUGCGGGCAGCGUGGAACGGGCAGCCCGGGCUGCUGAAAAUAAUUCCCAUGGAGACCGGAUCCUCCUCUACUCGCGACCCUGUGUGCACUGGGAGUGCCGUGGUGGCGUUUCUGAAAUUGUCAGAUGCUGAAAGGUUCAUCCAGCAGUACAAUCGCUCAGCCCCCAUCCGCUUCGGCCAGAAGGAGAAGGCCGUCUCCUGCAAGAUAAUCGGCGCCUCUGCUGACUCCUCCUCUCUGCCCCAAGCUGACCGUGCUAAGAGCACCUCCGUUAAGAGCACUUCUGUUAAGAGCAGCUCCGUUAAGAGCAGCUCCGUUAAGAGCACUGACGCUACAGUCACUCUGGGGGAAACUGCUGUUCAGAGCAGCGCUGGAAAGGGAGAUGUACCGAGCGUAAAGAGGGAUAGCGCCCGUGCUGCUGCUGCGGCUGAUGCCGAAGAACCAGUAGAGGCGCCAGCAGCGCCAGCAUCAGCACCAGCGGCAGCGGUAGCACCAGCAGCAGAUGCAGCGGCAGCGGCAGCAGCAGAAGCAGAGCCGGAAGCAGAAGGUGCGAUGGCAGCAGUAGGAGGAAGUCGACAAGCGGGUGAUAAGCAAGUGGCAGAUGAGCGGAAGGUAAAGGAAGCGGGAGAGGGAGAGAAGGUUGCAGCGACUAAGGGAGAAAAGAAAGCCCUGGGUAAUAAGGUGCAGGGGAAUGGUAAACUGCAGGAGAGUACUAAACUGCAGGAUAAGAAGGAGGUAUGGUUGCAGCGACUAAGGGAGGAUAAGGAGCUGAGAGCACGAGUAGAGGAGAUUAAGAGCCGAGUCUUAAGAGAUAUGGCGGCAGCAGGGAAGGACGGGGAAGGGGGGGCUGGAGGUGGGGUUGGGGGGAGUGGGAGACUGAGGGUGAAAGAAAAGGGCGUGACUGUAUCGAGAUUGGGUGUGGGGGAUAGGAGAGGGGGAGAGGAGACGGGAGGUGGAGAGAGGAGGGUUGUGGAGAGGAGUAGGAGGGAGAUGGAGAGGGGGGGUGGGAAGGAGGAGGUCGGGGUGAAGGGAAGGUGGAGAGGAGAGGAGGGAGGAUUGAGGGGGAGAGAGGAGGAGGAGUGGGAGGAAGAGGAGGAGGAGGAAGGAGAAUGGGAGGAGCUGGAGGACGAGGAGGAAUGGGAAGGUGAGGAGGAGGAAGAUCAGAGCGAAAGUGAGGAGGACGAAGAGGAGGAAGAGGAGGAGGAGGAAGAGGAAGUGAUAGUGGGCCAAGUGGAAGUGACUGUUGAGAGUGUUACAGUGGAGAGUGUUACUGUUGAGAGUGUGACAAUUGAGAGUGUUACAGUUGAGAGUGACAUUUCCUCGCUACAGUCACAUGGGAAGGCAAAACGGAUGCCGCAAGCACAAGUAGAGGAGCGUUUAGAAGCCUCAACCUCAACAGAGCAGGGUGGGGUUUCAGCAGCCACAGGAAAGGCAGCAAGUGCAGCAGCAGCAGCAGCAGCAGCAGCAGCAGCAGCAGAAACUUCACGUGGUGCCUCAUCACCCAUUUCUCUCUCGCCCAAGAAGGGAGAGUCAGAGCAGCAACGAAGGGCAGAGGAGGAGGAGCAGCAGAGGGCAGCUGAGGCUCGCAUAGAGGCCCUUGAAGCGAAGCUGCUUAAACUGAGUCAGGCGGGAGGGGGUGAAAAUGAGGGGGGAGGGGGAGCAGGGAAGGGGAAGCGGGGGAAGGAGGGGAAGAAGCGCAGAUAGUCUUUUAAGGAGCGCGGCUGAAUCUCACACUGAGGCUCUUGAAUCGAAGCUGCUUAAAAUGAGGCAGGGAGGUGGAGGAGAGAGGAGAAGGGGGGAGCAAGGGAGCAGGAAUGGCGAGGCGAGGCCAGGAGGGAAGUAAGUGCAGGCCGACUUGAAGCUAUUGAAACGAAGCUGCUUAUGGUGAUGCAGGGGGGAGGAGGGGGGAAAUGCGAGAGGAGGGAGUGGGGAGGAGGGGGAAAUGAGGGAGGAGCGGGAGGAGCAGCGAAGGGGAGGCCGCAUGAGGGGGAAGAAGUGCAGAGCAGAUAAACAACUCUUCUAAGCUGGUCGGCUGAAGCCGGCUCUGAGGAUCUCCAAGCAAGACGAGCAGAGGGAAUGCGAGGAGAAAAAGUGCAGAUAGGUGCUCUGUUACUGAUAAGGUGUAAGCAGCCACUUGAUUACGGUACUUUCUAUGUCGGAGUAUGGGGGAGCUUGUCUGUCUCAUGCCAUUCUGAAUGCUGCAAGAACUUUGCCACAACUCAGUGUUCACAUGCAUGCAUAC